UUGUUCGAGCUGGGAAGAUUAUAUUUUCCCCGCUCUAACCCCGCUGGUCGUUCGACCUCGACCUCGACCUUUCCUUAUCCAUUGCGUCCUCGACGUACCAGCCUACAUCCCCAUUGAACCAUCUUGCACACGAUUCCAACGCGAAAAGUCCCCUCCUUGUCUCUGUUUGCACCUCUCACUCUAUUUGGCCAAUCAACAAGAUGGCGCAGAUAUACACCUUCCCUACGCACCCGCUGCUCGUCUUCUCCGACGACGCCGACGCCUGGCUCGCGGAGAUGAAGGCGGAGAUUGAUAAUCCUCCGGACCGCGGCUACCCUCGCGGCGCGCGCUGGCCCAUCUUUACGGAGUCGCGCCUGGCCGCCAUGACGGACCUGGUCCGAGACCCGAGCAAGGACACGCCCGACGUGGUGGCCCGCCUGGAUCUGAACUCGCAAGAGGGCGGGCGGGUCUGGUACGGCGUCCGAGACGCCAUCCACAAGCUGCCCAACCACCAAGAGAGGCUGCUGGAUCUCGUCGUGGUCGCCCAUCAGCAAACCCCGGGCGACUACAAGCAGCCGCUUGAGUUUCCUGAUAUCUUUGGCCAGUACACGAACUGGAGUCCAUCUGGAGUCGAGAGAAACCUCAAAAAGAAUGCGGCCGAGAGCUUCCUGGCCGAGACCUUCAUGGCGAAGCUGACGGCGCGCGGACUCGCCGGCCCCCAGUCGGACGACGCGAUGAAGCACCUGGCGGCCUGGCGCGACCGGGGCGCGCUCGUGCUGCGUCAAUAUCUGGAGAGCACGCCGUGGGACCCCAAGUCGGCCACGUACGAGUAUGCCGACGACCCGGAAGAGGAGGAGGAGGAGGGGCUCGAGGAUGGUGAAGAGCCCUACAUCGAGAUGUCGAGGUCGGUCCGGAUGCUCGACUACACCGUCCUGUUUGUGCAUCCCUGGAUCGCAAUCUGCGGCGGUGCUUUUUAUGAUGCUUGCGUCGCGGACCCGGCCCCGGUCUUCCCGAGCGACGUGCCGGGGGAGAACAGGGACAACAAUUUCGGGGUAGGAAAGGGGUACUGCAUGGCGCGCUGGGACUUUUGGCGAGACAGGCUGCAGGCUAUUUCGGAGACGGAGGAGCUGAUGCCGGCUACGCGGGACGUUGCGAGGGACUGCGUGGCGAGGAUGAGGGAGGUUGAGAUGGAAAAGGGGAGGAAGGCGUGAGAGAGGGGAGCAUCAUGAAUGGGACGAGCACCUUAAAAGCGUUUGUUAAGUUAUCGGUAUUAUUUAUUAUGUCGAGACGCUUCCCAGUUUCUCCUGAUCUUUCCGCUGCCUCCCAUGUUUGUUUGGAUUUAUGCUGCCCAACAGU
Gaeumannomyces tritici R3-111a-1 is the source of this 1335-nucleotide messenger RNA. RefSeq lists its product as hypothetical. The record is from RefSeq and is a predicted model, not a curated record. NCBI's taxonomy places the organism in Eukaryota, Fungi, Ascomycota, Sordariomycetes, Magnaporthales, Magnaporthaceae. The coding region runs from base 201 to 1190 and encodes 329 amino acids. The transcript is spliced from 2 exons.